This is a messenger RNA of Botrytis byssoidea, 807 nucleotides long. RefSeq lists its product as uncharacterized. The record is from RefSeq and is a predicted model, not a curated record. Gene Ontology annotation, biological process: mycotoxin biosynthetic process. NCBI's taxonomy places the organism in Eukaryota, Fungi, Ascomycota, Leotiomycetes, Helotiales, Sclerotiniaceae. Bases 1 to 807 code for a protein of 268 amino acids. The transcript is spliced from 5 exons.
AUGAGUUUUUUUGAAUCAAAGCACUCUCCAGAGUUCACAGAUCUGGAUGAUCAUGAAAGACUACUUGAAAUUGAUGAGUCAUCAUAUGGAAACUUUGAUGUUGCUUCUACAAAGGCUAUAGAGCCCUUCAGCCUUUUAAAAUCAUGGCGCUUGAUUUUGGCUUUCAUCUGUGCCACGUAUAUAGUCGUGUCUGCCCCUUUACUCAUAAUUUUGAGUCAUAGAAGUAUUCCGCUACUACCAUACUCGCCAGUCAACGAAGUCCUUUCAUAUGAACGACAUCCUUUGUACUUUGGUGAAGACCCCAAAUUCACAGGAGCCCCCGAAGAUGUGGAUGAAGCAUGGGACUAUCUUCUAGAGCCUAUCAACAUUCAUACUUCGAGGGAGGAAUUAGAGAUGGCCCACGCAACUUUCGGCCAAGAUAUUGUACGAUUAACAAACGGGGAAUACGUUUCAGUUCUAUCGGUACAUCACGAACUGCAUUGUCUAAACGCGCUACGCAUGAACAUAUUCCAUGACUAUUACUUCCCAAACGCUACAGUCGAGGAGGAAGAUUAUAAUAUCUCACACAUGACUCAUUGUGUCGAUACCAUCCGUCGUAGCCUGAUGUGCAAAGCUGAUGUGAGCCUUUACACGGCAUACUGGAUUGGAGAUCAUAAUGCUUUGCCCAAUAAAGAACUUCGGUCAGAAUCAGAAACAGUGUGUGUAAACUGGGAACCAAUUAAUGCAUGGUCAAGAGAGAGAUUGCUUCCGAGAAACAAAUACAAAACUAGACCGGGGCCGUUUGAGACGGAUCCCUUGGGAGCGUAG